CGAGUGUGUUUGGCUGCCCCGUCCUCGACUAUCAUCAUGGCCAGCGUCCGUCUCCGGCCCGUCAACCAGCAGCCCACAUCGCCUUCGUCCACCACAUUAUCGCAGUCGUCCUCUCCCCGCGAGCUCGCUGAUCAAUCGCCGGGUCCUUCAGUCAUGUUCGCCCCUCCUACGACCCCAUCUGGCGGACACCGGCGCCCGCUCUCUCCCGGUACCCUCCGAGGUAUUCAGUACCAGGGAUCUGGCGCGCAUCAUCGGCCUGAUCAUCGCAUACCACGACUAGAUCUCGAUCUCUCCAGUAAUGCGAGCCUUGCUUUGAGGGGCUAUCCUCCGCCACCCACAGGUACAUACAACUUUCGCAUUUUUAUCCUACGAAGCAUCGUGUCCGAUCCUAUACGCAGGCCAUGAUCUCAUGGCGAUGUUUCCUCCAUCACCGCCGACGUUCUCGGAGAUACGACCCAGUUCGAGCGGUAUUUUUUCGCGACAGGAACGCGCUUUCUUUGCUCAAGCCGGGAAGGAGAUCGUCCGAGUGCGGGUGGAGGUCGACUACGGCAGAGACGCCAU
Molecule: messenger RNA, 561 nt
Organism: Punctularia strigosozonata HHB-11173 SS5
Lineage: Eukaryota; Fungi; Basidiomycota; Agaricomycetes; Corticiales; Punctulariaceae
Exons: 1
Coding region: 37-405 (122 amino acids)
Source: RefSeq, a predicted model, not a curated record